Messenger RNA from Trichoderma citrinoviride, 2400 nucleotides. RefSeq lists its product as hypothetical. The record is from RefSeq and is a predicted model, not a curated record. Lineage: Eukaryota; Fungi; Ascomycota; Sordariomycetes; Hypocreales; Hypocreaceae. The transcript has a single exon. The coding region runs from base 1 to 2400 and encodes 799 amino acids.
AUGAACUACUGGCCUUACGGGCAGCAAGUCAAGUCUGAGCUCGCCCUCCCCACGACGGACUACCCGUGGGACUCCCCCAUCGAGAAGCCAGAAGACGGCCAAGACACACGAUCUCGCAGUCCUGCCAAUGUCGCCGGCGCCGGCGCCGCUGUUGCCUCCGGGAAGCGCACACCGGGCAUGUCCAUUGCUAAGCAACCUCGCCCGACUCUCGCUACCUGGUUUUUGCCGUCUCUGUUUCGAGCCUAUCAACAGGCACUCAAACAACAGACACUUGCUGCCGUUGCCCUCCCAACGGAGGCUCUCAUGAAGUUGAGCGAGAAGACGAGCGUUGCCGACAUGAUAGCACCUCUUUCACAGAUAGAAGCCAAUGUCAGCGGCGGCGGCAGUGGCGCCGGCACUAGUUCUGGUGACCUGUUUAGGAGAAGAAAUCGCGGAGAUUCUCUGUCAACCACCAACCUCCCAUGGACGACUAAGAUUUACAUUCUUGUGACUGCUGGCUAUCUGCUUCAGUACAGUGGCGAUGGAGUCAUUGACCGCAUGCCCGAAAAGGUGCUACGGCUCGGCAAGACGUCGGCCGCCUUUGCAACCGACAUGAUCCCCGGCCGCCAUUGGGUACUGCAGGUUUCUGCGACCGCAGAGGACGACGGGGCCUCUACAACCGACUCUCGAUCUCUGUUGUCGAAGCUGUCCUUCCGAUCCCCCGAGAAGCGCUACACGCAACACAUGGUCAUGGUCUUUGAAAGCGCCGAGGAUAUGGACGACUGGAUGACCAGUCUACGAGCCAUGAUUGAGCAGCUCGGCGGCAGAAGGAAACUCUCCGAGGUUGGACUGCCCCAAGAGACGGAGGUCAAGGACUUCGAGAUCAAGGAGUCCGGAUCCAAGGAGGACAUGGCUUCCCUCUAUCUUCGCGAAAAGAAGAGCAAGGGGUCGAUCAUCGACAGAGACGCCAUCCGAUCGGGACGGGGCGCCCUCACAAGCCCUACACCCAUGCUUCAACAAGAACACGGGCGGAGAGCUUGUGAUUACUCGAUACCCGUCAUCGACUUCGACUCCAUAGGCCAAGACCUGACCGGCGACGACAAGUCAACAACAAACAGUGUCGCCUCUCACGACGGUCGUCAGCUAGACAACCUCCGCGACAGCGCUCAUAGGCUGUCGCUCUUGUCGUCUGGCCAGCGAACAAUUCUUACAUCGACCACAUCUUCACCUGCUGAUUCCCCCAUACGCGAAAGAUUUCCUCUGACGCUCGACAUCCCCACCAUCCCGGAGACCGCCCAACCUAGACCCAACGCGGGCGUCAUCAUGAGUCGCCGUGUUUCUCUGCAGGCUAUGGGGCCGUUCGUGGAAGAGGUGGGUGACGGCACGGGGGAACCUGGCCAGGUCGCCUCCCAGCCCUGGGUCAACACUGCGACACCGUCUCCCUCUGAGCCCCGUGGCCCGCGCCGCUUCAUCCUCCCUCCGCUGCAACAGACGGGCCAUCGAUUCUUAUACGGCAAGGCUGCCUCUGCCCAGGAUUCGGGGGGACGUCCUCAGUCACCGGUCACUGUAGCUCCUCGCACCUCGCUGCGCAGGCUUGCCAACAUUCGCACAGGAAGGCCCCUGUCCACAGUGGAAGACCAGCCAUCCCCGAAGGACAACAUGAUGCCGGAAAGGCCAGUGACAAGUCAUAUUGGCGAGCUUCGAUCGCAAGCAUCGUCGACACAAGCCCCCGACGUGCCCAAGCUUCCUCGUGGGCGACUCAUGUCUGUACCAAAUGUUCCUCAGAUGUUCGGAAAGCUGCCAACGGGCGCACGGCGUCUGAGCCUGAUGCCCAAGAGGGAAACUCGAGUUGCCAGCCCAGGCCCCGGCACUCUUCCUAAGCUUCAAACCGAUAGAACACAGGAAUACCACCCUCAACGUCUCCCCAGCUUUGCCAGCUUCCAAAGGCAGCAAGACGUGCCAAGUCAAUCUGUGUUUGAAGAUGAUAGUCCGUUGGCGUCACCAACGUCUGAGCGGUCGUACGCUACUAUGCCAGCUCCCCUCGCAGCUUCUUGGGCGGAGAAAAUUAAGAGGCAUCGAAACUCGAGAGAGAUUGACGGCGAAACCAUGCGAAGCUUUUCCUUGGGGUUCUCGUGGAGUAACAAGCCCAAACGAGCCAGCAUCGCGUCUGCCUAUUCCGAAUGGUCGACUAUUGGGGAACUAAGGCCAAUCGAUACCAUUGCAGAGACGCUUCCACAGCUUUCGCCGCCGCCAACCGGGCCACUGCCGCCCACCCCUACGCGGCCCUCGUCUUCUGCCAGUAACCAUGGCCAUACCAUGGUUCGCAAGAAGAGCAUACCAAUGAUGGCGAUGCCUCCUCCGGCACCACCACCUACAUGUGCCCUGCCACCUAUCCCACAGAAGCCAACUGCUCGGGUAUGA